This is a messenger RNA of Alosa alosa (allis shad), 4874 nucleotides long. RefSeq names its product actin-binding LIM protein 3-like. The record is from RefSeq and is a predicted model, not a curated record. NCBI's taxonomy places the organism in Eukaryota, Metazoa, Chordata, Actinopteri, Clupeiformes, Clupeidae. Gene Ontology annotation, molecular function: actin filament binding. Gene Ontology annotation, biological process: cytoskeleton organization; cilium assembly; lamellipodium assembly. Gene Ontology annotation, cellular component: actin cytoskeleton; stress fiber. Bases 527 to 2644 code for a protein of 705 amino acids. The transcript has 24 exons.
GCAGGUCAGAGGAGAAGCAUCGCUUCGCAGAUUGGAGCACAAGUGACGGCAUCUGACACAGUGCUGAAGUAGCCUCCGCCUCAUAUACCAUGCAACGGUGCUCUUUUGGAAGUAGGAUGCUGUCGCCUGCAAAUAGAACGUGACUGAACUACGGUGCACCACCAGUGCAAUCCGGAUUUAGUCAAAUCCUCAACGAACAGCAGUCUCAACAAGAGCAUUGUUGUAAUCGGCUUCUCCACACAGGGAACACCCAUCGCUCCAUUCAGAUUCCUGCUUUAUUCCUCACCUUGUCAGGAGAGGACAUCUUACUAGUCGGAACUGUUCACGGAGCUCAACGCGCGUCCAGGAGUUAAGAGUUUAUAAAGGGUUUAUGAAAAAUUGCUGGUAUCUCGGAAUUGUCAGCAACUAUUAGGCUAAUUGAACAGUCCGUUUUAGAUAUUAUCUUAAAGACGCUGAUCAUGUGUUAUACGAGAACUGAAUAGUCGUGUAAGUUGUAGGCUAAUAUAAUUCAAGGAUUCAUUUCAUCAUGAGUACUAACGCAGGUCCUUACCAGCCUGGCUCCUACAGCAGCAGCAGUGGCAGCAGUGGGGGCGGUCGAGGCCAUGGCUCCUCAUCGACCAUCCACUGCCAACGCUGCAGGGACGUCUGCAAGGGCGAGGUAGUGCGCGUCCAGAACGUCCACUUCCACGUUAAGUGCUUCACAUGUCAAGUGUGCGGCUGCGAUCUGGCGCGCUCCGGAUUCUUCCAGAAGAGCGGCGAGUACAUCUGCACGGAGGACUACCAGCGGCUAUAUGGCACGCAGUGCGACAGCUGUGGCGAGUUCAUCACGGGAGAGGUGGUCUCAGCCCUGGGCCGAACCUACCACCCCAAGUGCUUUGUCUGCAGCCAGUGCAGGAAGCCAUUUCCCAUCGGGGACCGAGUGACGUUCUGUGGGAAGAAGUGUGUUUGUCAGCAGUGUUCCCACUCCCUCGUCAGCACCAAUGAGCCUGUCAAGAUCCACGGACCCAGCCACUGUGCAGGCUGUAAUGAGGAGAUCAAGCAGGGCCAGUCCCUCCUGGCUCUGGAGAAACAGUGGCACGUCAGCUGCUUCAAGUGUCAGACCUGUGGCACUGUGUUGACCGGGGAAUACAUCAGCAAGGAUGGGAUUCCGUACUGUGAGUCAGAUUACCACACCCAGUUUGGAAUAAAGUGUGAGACUUGCCAUAGGUACAUCAGUGGGAGAGUUCUUGAGGCAGGAGGGAAGCACUACCACCCCACCUGUGCCCGCUGUGCCAGAUGCCAUAUGAUGUUUGCUGAGGGGGAGGAGAUGUAUCUGACAGGCUCAGAGGUCUGGCAUCCCACGUGUAAGCAGUCGGCACGGAUGGAGAAGAAACUCAGACUAAGACGUACCUCUGAGGCCUCUAUCUCUCCUCCUGGAUCCAGCAUUGGCUCUCCAAGCCGCGUAAUUUGUGCCAAAGUGGAAAACGAGAUCCUAAAUUAUAAAGAUCUGGCUGCGCUGCCUAAGAUUAAGGCUAUUUAUGACGUGCAGCAGCCCGAUCUCAUUCCCUAUGAGUCUUAUCACACAUACUGCUCUGAUGACAGACUAGAGCGCUACAGCUAUGGGGAGUCCCUGGGGACUCUUUCUCCUUAUUCUCAGGACAUCUAUGACAGCAUGGACGUCCGGCGCCGCCGCUCCGCCAGUCCCGGCUACAUUGACUCGCCCACCUACAGCCGGCAGGGCACGUCCCCCACAGUGCCUCGCUCGCCCCAGCUCUACUACCGCUCGGGCACUGAGAGUGGCAGGAGCUCUCCCUAUUACAGUCAGCUUGACGCCAGAUCGAGCACGCCCACCACGAACCCAGCACCCAAGCAUUUUCACGUGCCAGUCAGCAGAACAUCUAUGUCGAUGUCCCCCGGCGCAGCUACAGCGGAGACCAACAUCUACAGGAAACCUCCCAUCUAUAAGAGACAUGCCACAAAAAGUAAAACCAGUGAGGAUAUCCUUCACUCCUCUCAGCUGUCCUCGUCCUACUCGCCAGACCACUGCCAACACUCCGAGUCUGACUACUACCACUAUUCCAGCUCCCCUAGAGCCCCUCGAGCGCGGAGGUUCUCCUCAGGUGGCGAGGAGGACGGGUGGAGCCAGAGCCUGAACAGAAUCCAAGGCGGCAUUGGUCGGAUGAUUCUAAAAGAGGAGAUGAAAGCCCGAUCGGGCUCGUAUGAUAAUGACCCCUGGGGAAGCGCACGCAACUCCCGCAGUGGCAGCAAAGAGGCCCUGCACAACAUGGGCUACAGCAACACUGUCAAUGGAUCUCCCCGGUCACACUACAGUGCAGACAGUGACUCCUACAUCUCCAAGUCAGCUUCUUUGCCAGGUUAUGGCAGGAAUGGUCUGAACAGGCCCCAGAGUGCGGAUUAUUACCAUUACGACAGCAGUAAUGCUGUAAACUGGGGAUACAGAGACUACAAGGUAUAUCCAUAUGAAUCUCUCAUAGUGACCAUGAGGGGGCGCAGUCAGCUACCCAGUGAUGUAGACAGGACAAAAUUAGAGCGUCAUCUAUCACCAGAGGAGUUCUAUCAAGUGUUCAGGAUGUCAGUGGCCGACUUUGACCGACUGGCACUGUGGAAACGGAACGAACUGAAGAAACAAGUGCGACUGUUCUAAGUGCCCGUGCUCAACGCCCAGCCUCUGCCUCAGGAUUGCUCUGGACAGGGUUGAAGGAGGGACCAUUAAAAUGGAGCCUGGCCACCCCAAACUGCUCUCUGUAGCGGCACCAGUUGGACUGCUUGACACAGAAAUGGUUCAUGGCACUAUAGACCCCCAGAGGAGGUUCGGAGACGCUUAGGGAAGUGCAGGGAGUUGGAUGUGUGGGGGGUGGCCGGUUGAGUUGCUGCUUUCUCCUUUGAGCCACGUGCACUAACAAAAAUGGAUAGACUUAGAGACUAUAGAAUUCACUGAAGAGGCCACUAAUGCUUUCAGUUUUUUCUGUAUGUGUGUGUGUGUGUGUGUGUGUGUGUGUGUGUGUGUGUGUGUGUGUGUGUGUGUGUGUGUGUCUGUGUGCGCGCGUGUCACCCCACACUACACAGCAAGCUCAGUUUCAAGAGUUAAGAGUGGUUGAAAGUUGCCUUAAAAAUGAUCACAGAGUGUUAGUUAAGAACACCAGCAACUGUGGAAUCCGAAUGUUUAUAUCAGCGAAACAGAUUCAGUGUGACUCAGACUGCUUGGGGAGUGAUGGCUGGAAAUGCGUGACAGAUCAUAAGCACUGUGUAAAAUGACAGGUGAACACAGGAGAGAGAGUCCUAUGAUGCUAUAUUUCACUAACAAGAAUUUAGUUUGAACUUAAUGAAUGGAUUGGUUGAUACAUUUACUGUUCAUGUGUUUGAAAAAAGGAGUGGUUUUUGUUAUUUGCAUACCAAAGUACUGGUAAAUCAAAUAUAUUGACAUGCUAUUUUCUGUUUACUUACUCUUUGUCCAUGACCUAAACUUAAUGUACACAAUUUGAGUUAGUAAACUGACUGACGUAUAUGGAUCCAAAGAAUGUAUAAUAUAAUGGCAUCAAGAAACACAACAGAGGAAUGAUGCAUUUUUCAUUUCAGAGAUGUUGAAAUAAUGGUAAAAGUACUUUUUAAAAUAGAGGUGCGCAGAUAUGGAUGGUAAUCGUAAUAUCUUCCUAAUAGCAAAAGAGAACAGCUAGUAUAGAGUACACAAGUUGUCUUAAUUAUUUACAAGGUGAAAAAUGGCCAGUUGUAUUUUGAACAAACUGCCAUAUGUGUUCUGCCUGCCACUGAUAUUUGUGGCAUUUGGAGUAACCAGAAAAAAAAGGAUCUGUAAUUUAAAGUAAUGUUUAUAUUCUUUUUGUAUCUUUCAGUGAAAAACAACUGGUUUUGACUUCCCUUGUAAUGGCUUUGAAAAGACCGAUAUACUGCUACUGAGAUGAAACUGGGAUAAGUAAAUGAUGGGAGUAGUGAGAUUGGAGUGAGGUCUGUGGGAUCAUUAGGAUUGAAUGGAGUGAAAAUGUUUUUGAGAUUUGUGGAAGAUAUGUGAAACUAAAUUGUUUAAAAAGAGUAAUUAAUAUGUGAGAUGAACAGUGUGUAAAACCAAGUCAUUUUAGUUGUGCUGAACACUGGUAACUUUGUCAAUACAGUAUGAUCAACUGGUUAAAUGCCUGAAAUUAUGCUGUAGUAGCCAGUACUACAGCCGUAGUUCUUACCUGGAGAAAGUGGCUUUCUAGUCUAUCUUUGGUUAAUGGAAUUUAGAACCUAGGGACAGGCUUAGUGCAGAUCUCUUUCCUUUAUGGGGGUUGUCGGUGUGGCUGCAAUGGGACAUUGUGGAAUAAUCGUUUUGCCAAGCAUACACUUAAAGCAAUGUUGAUUAGUUGCAGAACAAAUUCAUUUGCAAUUUUGAAUUUUGUCUGUGCAAUUUAUACUGUUUGUUUUGUUUGUUUGUUUAUUUUCAAGUAACCACGUUGCACAUAUGCCAGUUUCAGGAAUGGUUAAGUAAUUGUCUUUAUAACAAAUAGAAAAGGCUUACAGUUGUUCAAGAUUUCUCAAGAUCAGCUACAGUAAUGAUUACUAACUGCCACAUUUGUUUGUAUUUUUCUGGUAAAUAAUGUCUCCAACUGGAUAUAUGUCUUUCAUUCACACGGCCCUCCCACGGCACUAAAACUUAGGCCUACAUAUUUCAUAACAGUGAAAUAACUCACACCUUUUGUAGGUGAUAGAAUUGUUGGGGAAAGAUGCCAUAAACAUAUUACAAAUGUUAGAACAUUUUUAAACUGGUUUCAUUUUGUAACUGUACAACAAUCAGCCGAUAGUUAAUUUAAAAUCAAUAAGACAUCAGAGCAAAUUGUGUAUAUAUUUUAUUUAAAAUAAAAUGUGUUUUCAUGUCAAAAAAA